Messenger RNA from Clarias gariepinus (North African catfish), 4379 nucleotides. RefSeq names its product zinc finger protein ZFAT-like. The transcript has 16 exons. Gene Ontology annotation, cellular component: chromosome. Bases 154 to 3741 code for a protein of 1195 amino acids. The record is from RefSeq and is a predicted model, not a curated record. Gene Ontology annotation, biological process: regulation of transcription by RNA polymerase II. NCBI's taxonomy places the organism in Eukaryota, Metazoa, Chordata, Actinopteri, Siluriformes, Clariidae. Gene Ontology annotation, molecular function: chromatin insulator sequence binding.
CUCAAUCCGCCAUAUAUGAUGUCGCAGAUUCGCCAUAAACGUUCGCUAAAGUAAUUUUAAUACAAUAAAUUCCAUUUAAAAAUGUUGUUUAUAGGCAAACAUACAGAUAAGAAGUAUUUGUCGUUUUUUGAGCUACUGGUUUAAUUCAGAAGCAUGGACCCAGCGCGAGCAGAGGGAUCUUCAGUCUUCAUGUGUAAAAUAUGCAACCUGUUCUCUCCCGAAAAAUCACUGCUCCAGUCUCAUGUACUCGAGAAACACACUGGCGAAGGUGGAGAUGCAGAGGACAUUAUUAUCCACCUCAAACCUUUACAGUCUCCACAUAUACCAGAUGGCAUCAAAAGAAAAAGAGGUAGACCAAAGGGAUCCACUAAGAAAGCCCAAGCAGAGGAACAGAGGCAUAACAAAUUGUUCAGUCCAUCAAACAAAGAGGUAUCUGAUGUGCUGUCAGAAUCACCAGUGAAACCACAACAUGCCGAAGACGACACUGGUUUGGAGUGUAAAAAAUGUCAACGCAAAUUCAGCAACAAACGGCAGAUUUCCAAACAUAUCUGUUUCGCACAACUUAAAAAUGUUCCUGAUGAGGAUGACCUCCACAAUGAGGACCCUGGUUCGAUUGAGAUAGUAGAAGAGGACGAAGAAGACGUCGAAUGCUCACCAAAGAAGUUGAGAACAGCGAAGGGAGACAAAGUCUCUGGUUUAAAGGAACCUGAGUCAGCAGGCUGCAACAAAAACCCCAUCGUUAGUGUGGUUCUUGCAGCACAUGAGGCCAUUCCCGGUGCCACAAAAAUUGUUCCUAUUGAAGCUGCUCCAGCUGAGGCAGUUAUGCCACCUGAUGGCACUGCAGGAGACUCCACACAGAAGAAAGGUUACCAAGAAUAUGCCAUACAGCAAGCUGCAUAUGAAGUGCCACUGAAAUCCAACAGGAUAGGACAGACCCAGUUGAAAAUUUUCACCUGUGAAUACUGCAACAAGGUUUUCAAGUUCAAACAUUCACUUCAGGCCCACUUACGAAUCCACACCAACGAGAAGCCGUUCAAAUGCAGCCAGUGUGACUACGCCAGCGCUAUCAAGGCCAACCUCAGCGUCCAUAUGCGGAAGCACACUGGGGAGAAGUUCAGCUGUGAGCACUGCUCAUUUAACUGCCUGAGCAAGGGUCACCUUAAAGUGCACGUGGAGAGGGUGCACCAGAAAAUCAAGCAGCACUGCCGUUUCUGCAAGAAGAAGUACUCCGACGUCAAAAACCUGCUUAAGCACAUUCGAGAAAGUCAUGAUAUGGAAGACGGAAAAGUUAAAGACUCUUACGACAAGUAUAGGCUUCAGACCAGAGAAGGCAAGAGACAGCUGCUGUACGACUGUCAUGUCUGCGACCGUAAAUUCAAAUACGAGUUAGAGCGAGAUCGGCAUCUGAUGGUCCACGGGAGCAACCGACCGUAUGGCUGUGAGUUGUGCGAUCAUGGCUCGACAAAGUUUCAAGCUCUUCAGGCUCACGUUAGAAAGCAUCCCUUUGUGUACGUGUGCUCAGUUUGCCUGCAGAAGUUUGUCAGUACUGUGCGACUCAAGAUGCACUUCACGGAGUCUCACCCAGAAAUGGACGAAUCCGCGACUUUCGCUGAAUCUAUCAAAAACAGUUUCUGCCUGUUGAAACCUGGGGAUGAUAUUCAGCGGGACAUGCUGAGACAAGAUGAGCUGGAAAUUAGCAAUGAGUUGUCUCUUCUCAAUGCACAGGAAAUGCCUGCCACUGAAAUGGACAGCGUAGAGGAGCAAGAGGUUCAUGGACCUGGCAGUUUAACUCCAGAGGAACUGGUACAUGAUCCCCAAAAGGAUAUAGCUUCAACAGGGAUCAACAACUGCUCGGUUAUGGAUACUAGUGCAGCUGUGAAAACUCAACCGCAUGGGAGGGUCUCUGAGGAUUUGCUUGACAGAGAACAGCUGCAGGACGAUUUGCCAGAUGUGGACUGUAGUGAAACGGAAUAUAAUAAUUCUGGUGAAGCAAAUACAAAUUUGUCUACGCAAACUUCUACAGCUGAGAUACAAUGCAUGUUACCAAAAGAGCAAAUCGUGUCAGAGGUCACAGACAUCUCUGUUACGCAGUGCAAGAACGAGUCUGGUGUUACUCGGAGCAGCCCAUCCCAUAGUGGUACAGAGGAAAUGGCAACCUUACAGGGAAAAUCUGCUUUUGCACAGAUUUUAGAACAAAUGCAGAAAAGACAACUAAACCUGGAGGUUUUUGAAAGAAUAAGGAAAGUCUAUGGAGAUCUGGAGUGUGAAUACUGUGGUAAGCUAUUCUGGUACCAGGUGCACUACAACAUGCAUGUAAGAACACAUACACGGGAACAUCUUCAUUACUGUUCCCAGUGCAGCUACUCUUCCAUUACCAAAAACUGCCUGAAGCGUCAUGUAAUCCAGAGACACAGUAAUGUUCUCCUCACAUGCCCUUCAGAGGGAUGCCAGUACUCCACGCCUGACAAGUACAAGCUGCAAGCUCAUAUUAAAACGCACUCGGAAAUUGUUAAGAAGAGUUUUGUUUGUCCUGUCUGUAAGAAGGUUUUUCCAGAAGACAAGCUUAGGCAUCAUAUCAAAUCGAACCAUCCAGAUACAUCACUAACAACCACUUUAGAGGCGCUGGGAAUACGUGCCCAUGUAAAAGGCGUAAUAGGAAAACGUGCUUCUAAAUGUCCGUACUGUGACUGCUACUUCACAAGGAAUGGAACUGACAUGCAGCAGCACAUCUGGGCCCAUGAAGGAGUAAAACCCUUUAAAUGCUCGUUGUGUGAUUACGCCUCACGCAGCAAAAGCAACCUGAAGUCUCAUUUCAACAGACACAACACGGAGAAGAGUCACCUGUGCGAUCUGUGCGGGAAGAAGUUCAAGUCCAAAUGCACACUAAAGAGCCACAAGCUCAUGCACUCAGCUGACGGUAAGCAGUUCAAAUGUACCGAGUGUGAUUUCACUGCAGCACAGAAGCCACAGCUCCUCCGUCACAUGGAACAGCACGUCUCCUUUAAGCCAUUCUGUUGUGCACACUGCCACUACUCGUGCAACAUCUCAGGUUCUCUUAAAAGACACUACAACAAGAAGCAUCCUGGGGAGCAGUACAGCAACGCAGGUCCUGGAACACCCACAUCAGAGACUGUGAUCGAACAAGGAGGAGUGAAGUGUCCAUUCUGUAACUACGUCUAUGGAACAAAAUGGGAAAUGAACAGACAUUUAAAGUGCAAGCAUGGAUACAAAGUUGUUGAGAAUCAGUGGGAGAUAGUAGAAUCAGAGGAACCCAACACCCAGUAUCUCCAAAUUGCUGAGACCGAGGACGUGCAAGGAACAGAGGCUGCUGUUUCAGUGCUGCAGAACCUUCGCUUUAACGCACAGAACGGUGUCGUCUCAGCCGCAGCUGCAGACAGACUGGAUCCGGCAUCAGUUAAUAUUCUUCAGCAAAUAAUCGAGCUUGGCACAGAGAACCCUGAGACUGUGGCCUCCGUGGUUGCCAUGGCGCCUGGCACAGUCACCGUGGUGGAGCAGGUGACGGAGGAGGAGCAGCAGACAGACCAUGCCAUGAUGAUCCAUGAUGCACUGCAGCAGGCCACAGUGGGUCUGGGAGAAGAGCAUCACUUGGUGGUGUCUUCAGACGAUGUAGAAGGCAUCAAGACAGUCACGGUUUACACGCAGGGCGAGGACGCUUCGCAGUUCAUCGUCUAUGUUCAGGAGGCUGUCCAAGCUGAAGAGACCACUACAGAGGUGACCUAAAAGACUUUUGAGCAUUUAGAAGGUGGAAAAAAUGGAAAGGUUUUCAAAAGCUUGGAAGGAUGUAGAAGAUGCAAUGAAAUGUGUCGACGAGGUAAUGCUUAAAAAAUCGAGGCAGUAGAUUCAUGCAGUACAUGAAAAUCAGGAUAUGAUUUUUUUUUUCUUUAGAAAAAUACAGAAGUCUACUGAAAAUCUCCUUUCCACUUAUCGUUUGUAGCUUUUUUUAAGAAUACAAUAAUUUUGAUGCAUUUCAGUGUUACAGUACCGAACGGAUUUGUUUCCCAUGUCAUUUUUACCCAAGGUCAUAUGGACUUUAUGUUCAGUAAAAUCUGAGCGAAUGUGUGUGAUUUGAUGUUUUAUUACAGAGAUGUCGGAUUCACGAUUCAAAAGAUUCCGAAAUAUGGUGGAAGUUCACGUAAACAGAAUCCAUAAACAUGUGGAAAUGUUUGUUUUCUGUAAGGAGACUUUACAACAUGAGAGACUUUAGGACAGGAUUUUGUGCUUUCCUGUUUUUUGGUACUAUGACGAGAUGCAUUUUUUGUCAUACAAUGGGCAAAAGAAGCUGACGAGGGAAAGAAUGCAGGGAUUGACAAUGAUAGCAGGGUACAGCUGCUGUAUUAUAAGUGAUAACAGGAACGACA